UCUCUGUAGUACAACAACAUCAGUAGCGAGUAUGACUACUAAUACUACGGCCGAUGCCAACAACUAUAACAACAACAUCAACAACAAUAACAACAACAACGAUAACAAUAAUAAUUAUAAUAAUGGUGAUGAUAUUAACAAUAAUAAUAACGAUGGUGAUGAUGAUAACAAUUACAUCAUGAACAGCGACACCAAGGACGACGAUGAUCAAAAUAAAUUUGCUAGUAGUAAAAUUAAUACUACUACUACUACUACUACUACUACUACUACUACUACUGCUGCUGCUGCUGCUACUGCUACUACUAAUAACAAUAAUUCAAAUACUACUACUAUUACUCCUACUACAACUACUACUACUACUGCUUAUAAUAGUGCUAAUAGUAACAAUAGUCCAAACGACGGUGAAUUAUUCGGCGAUGACGACGAUGAUGACGUCAACGAUCCUAGUUCGAACAUUCUAUCACCAGAUGAAGAUGGCGAUUAUCCAAUCCACGUGGCUGUUGCGAAAAAUGACAUCAACAAUGUUGUCCGCAUCAUAAGGUUGAUGCUACGUCUCAAUUGUGACAUCAACUGUAAGGACGCCUCUAAGCAAACAGCACUGCACAUAGCCAUCCAGUCGAAACACAACGAAAUUGCAAAAAUUCUUUUGAUGUUCGGGGCCAAUGCCAACAUCCUGGACAACAAGGGGCAGACGUGUCUGCAUCUUGCUGUCGCCAACAACAACCGCGACGGAUUAAUCAUCCUCAUGAGACAUUCUCCUAAAUGCAAACUGGAUUUCAACGUCAAAAACUACGAAGGACUAACCCCGCUACACUUGGCAGUAACGAAACGAGACAUCAACCUUCUUAGAACCUUACUGGAAAACGACAUCGAUCUAAACACGAGAGAAGGCAAAAGCGGUCGAACUGCCCUCUUCAUGGCGGCCGAAACGAACCAACCAAACCUACUCAACGAACUCCUGUUUAGGGGUGCCUCUGAUAAUGUGGCCGACUACUCCGGCUGCACCCCGCUACAAGUGGCUUCUUGCAAAAAUUACAACAAAAUUGUCUACGAUCUGAGAAGAGCUUCUGAAAAUAGGAUGAACUAGAACGCUCGGCUAUAAUGCAAAUCGAAAAUCGCGCUAAGUUACGAAAAUAAUUUGUCCAAUUUAUAGAAGAGUAGUUGAUCAAAAGUUAAACUACUGUACCCGUAACUAAUUAGUGAUUACUGUCUAGUUAUCGUUGCUAAGUAUGACGCCCACACACACACACACACACACACACACACCUAAAUACACACAUACGCACACAAACCUGAAUACAAAUGCAUGAGUGUAAAAAUACCUGCGACAUUACAUAGUUAAAAUUAUUAUUUCAAACAACUCUCACAUUCAUCUACAAUUAUUCUUUGACAAUUUAAACUCCGAAUGAAAACUUUAAUGAUAGUAAUUACCGGCUUAAUGGUAGAUAUCAGACUAUACAGUAUAUAGAGAUACAGAUAUAUACAUAUAGAUGUACCAUUGACAUUAGAAAACGUAGCAGUUAUUUAAUCUAAUUUUCAUAAUUCAAAAUUAUUUUGUUUGAUUUUCUUCAGUUUUUUUUUUUUUGUUAAUACUUCUAUGGACCGAGAAUGAAACACACGUGGUACCAAAAUGACAACCACAAACGCG
Helobdella robusta is the source of this 1648-nucleotide messenger RNA. RefSeq lists its product as hypothetical. The transcript is spliced from 4 exons. The record is from RefSeq and is a predicted model, not a curated record. The coding region runs from base 32 to 1087 and encodes 351 amino acids. Lineage: Eukaryota; Metazoa; Annelida; Clitellata; Rhynchobdellida; Glossiphoniidae. Gene Ontology annotation, molecular function: protein binding.